Molecule: messenger RNA, 2377 nt
Organism: Limanda limanda (common dab)
Lineage: Eukaryota; Metazoa; Chordata; Actinopteri; Pleuronectiformes; Pleuronectidae
Gene: st3gal4
Product: ST3 beta-galactoside alpha-2,3-sialyltransferase 4
Exons: 12
Coding region: 360-1382 (340 amino acids)
Biological process (GO): glycolipid biosynthetic process
Molecular function (GO): sialyltransferase activity
Source: RefSeq, a predicted model, not a curated record
UCACACGCACGCUGAGCCAGCCUGGGGUGCGGGCGUGCGCUGCUGUUUCCGCUGGAGGUCGAUGCCCUCCGCAAUCGCAUCACUGCCUUUUCCUGUGGUGCGCGCACAAUUUGUCCUUUUUUUUGUGUGUUUCCCCACGUCGUGAAUGUCACCAGCAGCGAGGCGAACUUGGUUUUGCAGCAGCAGCAUCGGUACAGUGCUGUGGGCACACGGGAUCCGGAUCUGCUCCUCCGCGCUGCUGGAAGAAGCCAAUAACCAAUAACACCAGAAGCACUGAGUCUGCAGUCUUUGAAAUGAAAGAGGGAAAAGAAUAACCUCCUGCCCAGUGAAGACAUGAGAGCACCGUGGAGCACGUGAAGAUGUCCCAGAAGGCAACGAAAACAUGGUGCCUAAGGCUUCUCCCAGUUCUCCUCUUCUUCAUCUCUUUUGUCACGUACUACUGUUCCAAUGCCAUACUUCAGAGCUACGGCGGCACCAGCAAGCCUCUGAACAGUAGCAAGACACUGUGUAGCAGCUGGGUAACCCAGAAGAAGUGGGAGAGUCUUAACUUUAACAUUAGCCGACAGACGCAGCUCUUUCUGAAACUGGAGGAUUUCUUCUGGCGGGAGCAUCUGUCUGAGCUGGCUUUACCAUAUGGCGUUAAGGGCAGUGAGCUGCUGCUGCUGAAAGUUCUUGCUGUAACUGCUAAUUAUCAGGUGCCAGCCAACAUUGAAAAGCUUGAAUGCAGAACCUGUGUAGUCAUUGGCAAUGGCUUUGCUAUUAAAAACAGCUCAUUGGGAAGCAUCAUCAACAAAUACGACGUCGUCAUUCGGUUGAACGAUUCCCCGGUGAGAGGAUAUGAGGAGGACGUGGGGAACAAGACCACCAUGAGGUUCUUCUAUCCCGAGUCAGCCUCCUAUAACCCUGGCCUGCACAACGAGCCCGGCACACUCAUGGUCCUGGUGCCUUUCAAACAGCAAGACCUGCGAUGGCUCAAAGAAAUCCUCUAUAAUGAGAAGAGGGUCAGGAAAGGGUUUUGGAAGCCCCCUCCCCAAAUCUGGUUGGGCGACAUCAGUAAAAUCCGAGUGCUGGACCCGGACUUUCUGCACCAGACUGCAGAGAGACUGCUUCAGAUCCCCCUGCAUCCCAAGACUAAGCAGAACCCGGUGCAUCCGACCACGGGCAUCCUUGCCGUGUUUGUCGCACUCAACUACUGUGAUGUGGUCCACAUUGCUGGCUUUGGAUACCCUAAGUCAAACAGCCAGAAGCAGCCCAUCCACUACUACGGAUACGACACCAUGAGGUCUAUGAAGAAUUCUUACCAUGACCUCAAUCACGAAGCUGACGCCUUAAAACGACUGGAGGAUUCAGGAGCUGUUUUAUACCUGCACCCACAUUUAUGAUACACACACACACACAGUUUGAUUUAAUCAAAAAAAAGUAAUUUCAUGUGGCAUCUGGGAUCCUGAUGUGCCUUGUACAGAGGGACACUGGUGCAUUAAAGAUGCUGCAGUGUAACAAAAUGGGCUGUUUGUCCACCUCAAGGUUAAUACACUAAAAGUGCUCGUUUUUGCCAUUGACAGGUUCAGAUUGUUUUUGUUAUAAGUGUCUGACAACAUCAUAGAUAAGAUUCUAGACCUUUUUGUGACAUCCUCAUGUGACCAGAGACGGCCAAUAUAUGGAUCAAAGCCACCAGACGCCUUCCCCAAAAGUAGUACUUGUACGUCGCAGAGCACAGGAGUUGGUGGUCUAUGGCUAUGUGAAGUAUUUGAGUACUUCUAUCACCACUGCACGUCACACAGCAAUGUCUGAUUACAUUGGAUGUUGGAUAAUUCCAGUGCUUUUCAUGUUUUAAGGGCCACAUGAUCUCAUGGAAAGGUUGUUUUCAAGAUUUUUAUAAAUGUCACAGCGAAGAAAUUGAGCUUCAAGCAUUUCAGAUCUACAUCUCAGAUGGGAAGAGGUGUGGGAGGUGGGUGGUGGUUUCCUGUAUCUUGCACAUCAGUGAGCUGUAAAACGACACAGAUGACUUUUAUACUGUGUUUUAGUUUCAUAUUUAAUUUUAUCACAUGAGACAUUUUCUUUCUCCUGAGCUCACACUCAUCUUACUGAUGAAAAACAAAAAGCAAAAAAUGGGUGUGUUUGAAUCUAAGGGGUUAUUCUUGUUGUGAACUUUUUCAAUGUACAUUUUAGUUGAGGUGGAAAUGAAACCUGCUCAAAUCUGAUUCACACAAUGACGUGGAUGUAAUUCAUGUGACUUUCUCUGACUGGAAAUACAAUUUGUAUUUUUUACAAUUAUUAGAUUAGAAAUCCUUGGUUUUAUUUAUGAAGAAAUUUCCAGAUGCAAAUAACUGGAUUUUUGUAUUGUAAAUAAUGAAAUAAAUUUUAAUUAAUAGAAAAA